This is a messenger RNA of Dryobates pubescens (Downy woodpecker), 3235 nucleotides long. RefSeq names its product CTD phosphatase subunit 1 (gene CTDP1). Bases 153 to 3215 code for a protein of 1020 amino acids. Gene Ontology annotation, cellular component: nucleus. Gene Ontology annotation, molecular function: RNA polymerase II CTD heptapeptide repeat phosphatase activity. The transcript has 14 exons. The record is from RefSeq and is a predicted model, not a curated record. NCBI's taxonomy places the organism in Eukaryota, Metazoa, Chordata, Aves, Piciformes, Picidae.
CCCGCGCCUGCGCGCAGCGGCCGUGACCUCGCUGCCGAUCGGCGUCGCCGCCGGUGACUGUUGGGGCGACCCCAGCUUCCUGCGGGGCCCAGGCUGCGGCCCCGCCGCCGGGCCGCAGUGACGCACCCGCCCCUCCGCGCCGCGCCGGAGCCAUGGAGGGGCCGGCGGAGAGGGGCGGCGAGGCCGGCGCGGAGGGCACGGCGGGGGUGAUCACGGAGAUCCGGGCGCCGGGCCCGCGGCCGCUGCGGCUGCUGGAGUGGAAGGUGUCGGUGGGGACGGCGGUGCAGAUCGGGUCGGUGCUGGCGCUGUGCGCGCCCCUGCCGCCCGCCCCGCCGCCGGCCUCCGGCGGCGCCAGCGGCCGGCCGCAGCGGCCGGGCCCGGAGCGCAAGCUGAAGGCGGAGCGGCCUGGCGUGGUGCGGGAGCUGUGUGCGCGGCCCGGACAGGUCAUCGCGCCCGGGGGUGUCCUGGUGAGGCUGGAGGGCUGCAGCCACCCGGUGGUGAUGAAAGGACUCUGUGCAGAGUGUGGCCAGGACCUGACCCAGAUCGGCAGCAGGAACGGGAGGCAGAGCGUGGCCCUGUCCACAGCCACCGUGUCCAUGGUGCACAGCGUGCCGGAGCUGAAGGUCAGCUCUGAGCAAGCGGAGCAGCUGGGCAGGGAGGAUCAGCAGCGCCUGCACCGCAGCCGCAAGCUGGUGCUGAUGGUGGACCUGGACCAGACCCUGAUCCACACCACGGAGCAGCACUGCCAGCAGAUGUCCAACAAGGGCAUCUUCCACUUCCAGCUGGGCCGUGGGGAGCCCAUGCUGCACACCAGGCUGAGGCCUCACUGCAAGGAGUUCCUGGAGAAGAUUGCCAAGCUGUAUGAGCUGCAUGUCUUCACCUUUGGCAGCAGGCUCUAUGCACACACCAUUGCAGGCUUCCUGGACCCCGAGAAGAAGCUGUUCUCCCACCGGAUCCUGUCGCGGGACGAGUGCAUCGACCCCUUCUCCAAGACAGGCAACCUCAGGGACCUCUUCCCCUGCGGGGACUCCAUGGUCUGCAUCAUCGACGACCGGGAGGACGUCUGGAAGUUCGCCCCCAACCUGAUCACGGUCAAGAAGUACGUCUACUUCCAGGGCAUCGGCGACAUCAACGCGCCCCCUGCCGCCAGGGACCCCCACGGCAAGAGGAGAGCAAACCACUCCCCGAGGGCAGAGGCCCUGGAGCCGGCGCCGGCAGCGCCCCGGGACGGGGAGGAGGUGCGGAGCGCGGCGGCCAACGGCAGCGGCGCGGCCGGCGCGGAGAGCCCCGCCCGGGAGGCGCACCCCGCGGAGGCGCCGGGCGCUCAGCACCCCGCGGGCGCCGCUCAGCACCCCGCGGGCGCCGCUCAGCACCCCGCGGGCGCCGCUCAGCACCCCGCGGGCGCCGCUCAGCACCCCGCGGGCGCCGCUCAGCACCCGGCGGGCGCCGGCGGCCGGCACAGGACGGAGGGCGAUGCCCCGGAGCCGCCGGACGGAGCGGCAGGGCGGCAGCGCCGCGGCCGGGCGGGAGGCGACUUGGACUUCGAGCUGUCCAGCGACAGCGAGAGCGAGGCGGGCGCGGACCCCGGCGGCCGCCCCCCGAGCGCGGACCCCGGCGGCCGCCCCCCGAGCGCGGACCCCGGCGGCCGCCCCCCCGCCCUGCCCGGCAGCGAGGGCAGGAGGAGCUGGAGGAAAGCCAAAGAGCCCCUGCGGGAGGGCAGCGGCGGGGAGCAGAACGAGGGGGAGCUGCGGGGGGGGCUGGCCGACCGGGGCGGCGAGCCCGAGGCCCCGGGCAGCGCCAGCGGCCGUCGGGGAGCGGGGCCGGGGGAGGGCGAGCCCGAGGAGGAGGAGGAGGAGGAGGGCGAGCAGGGCGAGGCGCUGUCGGAGCUCGGGAACGGCUGCGCCGACAAGAAGGAGGCGGAGACGGAGUCGCAGAACAGCGAGCAGUCCGGCAUCACCAUGGGCGAGUCGCUGGACCAGAGCGUGGGCGAGGAGGAGGAGGAGGAGGACACCGACGACGACGACCACCUGAUCCACCUGGAGGAGAUCCUGGCGCGGGUGCACUCCGACUACUACCGGCGCUACGACCGCUUCCUGCGGCGGGAGACCCCCGAGCCCCCCGACAUCCGCCGCAUCGUGCCCGAGCUGCGCAGCCGGGUGCUGGCCGACGUCACCAUCCUCUUCUCGGGGCUCUACCCGACCAACUUCCCGGUGGAGCGCACCCGCGAGCACUACCACGCCACGGCGCUGGGCGCCAAGGUGGUCACCAGCCUGCUGCCCGGCGCCGACGCCGCGGCCCGGGCCACGCACCUCAUCGCCGCCCGCACCGGCACGGAGAAGGUGAGGCAGGCUCAGGACUGCAAAGACCUCCACGUGGUGAACCCUGACUGGCUGUGGAGCUGCCUGGAGCGCUGGGACAAGGUCGAGGAGCAGCUCUUCCCCCUGAAGGAUGACUACAUCAAAACACACAGGGAGAGCAGCCCUGCCACCUUCCCUGAGGCUCCCAGCAGCUUCCAGACAGCUCUGUUCCACCCCACCCCCAUCCACCCCCGGAGCCAGCCUGGCCCCGAGGUCCGGCUCUACGACCCCACCACGGGCAAGCUGAUCAGGAAGGGAGCCCAGCCCCCGGGCCAGGCCCUCUUCCUGCAGGCUCCAGCUGCUGCCAUCACCCUGCCAGGCCACGGGGAGCACUCCUCCUUCAGGGUGGUGCAGCCCCAGCAGCAGCUGUUUGCAGAGGAGCUGGCGGCAGGGCAGGCCGGGGAGCAGGCAGCGCCCUGCAGGCGCAAGCGGCAGCCCAGCAUGUCGGAGACCAUGCCCCUGUACACCCUCUGCAGGGAGGAGCUGGAGAGCAUGGACAGGGAGGUGGACGACAUCCUGGGGGAAGGCAGCGACGAGAGCGACAGCGAGAGAAAAAAGCCAGAGGAGGAAGGGGAGAAGCCAGAGCCUGGUGCAGCAGAGCCCCCGGGGCUGAGAGCAGAGCAGAGGCCUGGAUCCUCCUCCUCCUCCUCAUCCUCCUCCUCCUCAGCAGCUGCAGGCAGCGGAAGGAGCUCGGCGGGCAGCGUGCACAGGGGUCACAAGCGCAAGCUGGAGGAGGAGGAGGAUGGAGGUGGCAGUGACUCCAGCAAGGACUCCAGCAAUGAGGAUGAGGAGGGCAGCAGCUCUGAGGCAGACGAGAUGGCAGCGGCCCUGGAGGCAGAGCUGAACGACUUCAUCUGAGGAGGAGCUGGGGCCGGGGC